Phyllopteryx taeniolatus (common seadragon) is the source of this 1948-nucleotide messenger RNA. RefSeq names its product presenilin 2 (gene psen2). Bases 22 to 1410 code for a protein of 462 amino acids. The transcript is spliced from 11 exons. Gene Ontology annotation, molecular function: aspartic endopeptidase activity, intramembrane cleaving. The record is from RefSeq and is a predicted model, not a curated record. Gene Ontology annotation, cellular component: lysosomal membrane; ciliary rootlet; membrane raft. NCBI's taxonomy places the organism in Eukaryota, Metazoa, Chordata, Actinopteri, Syngnathiformes, Syngnathidae. Gene Ontology annotation, biological process: protein processing; amyloid-beta metabolic process; calcium ion transport.
GUUUUCGAUCACGUGAUCGGUAUGAAAAUGACCCAAUCGGGUCACAUUGUCGAGGGGUGCGAAGACUUCCACCACGCACUUAUCGCUUUUCCUUUUUUUUUGGGUGGGGAGCCGCAUACAGGAAAAUGGAAUGGGAGGGCCUGGCAAGGCGGAAUCUGGGGCAUGGCCAUGAUCGUGUCCGACAGCGAGGACGACGCCUACACGGAGCGGACUGCGCUCGUCCAAUCGGAGAAUCCGGCUGUGCCAUCCUACCAGCCGGACAGUGCGUCCGCCCAGCGCUCAUCCGGAAGGGGCAGUGGGGACCCGGCGGGCGGCGCUUCGGACGCAGACGACGACGAACUGACCCUCAAGUAUGGCGCCAAGCACGUCAUCAUGCUCUUCAUCCCCGUCACGCUGUGCAUGCUGGUGGUGGUUGCCACCAUCAAGUCGGUCGACUUCUACAGCGAGAAGACAGACCAGCAGCUGAUUUACACGCCAUUCACGGAGAACACGUCGUCAGUGGGUCGCCGCCUCCUCAACUCGGUCCUAAACACUGUCAUCAUGAUCAGCGUCAUCGUGGUGAUGACCGUCUUCCUGGUGUUCCUCUACAAAUACCGCUGCUACAAGUUCAUCCAUGGGUGGCUCAUCCUGUCCUCUUUCAUGCUGCUUUUCUGGUUCAGCUUCAUGUACCUCAGCGAGGUGUUCAAGACCUACAAUGUGGCGAUUGACUACCCGACGGCGGGCAUGCUGAUCUGGAACUUUGGCGCAGUGGGCAUGGCGUGCGUCCACUGGAAAGGUCCGCUGCCGCUGCAACAGGCUUACCUGAUCGCCAUCAGCGCGCUCAUGGCGCUCGUCUUCAUCAAGUACCUACCCGAGUGGUCGGCAUGGGUCAUCCUGGGAGCAAUCUCCGUCUAUGACUUGGUGGCCGUCCUGAGUCCAAAGGGUCCGCUGAGGGUCCUUGUGGAGACAGCACAAGAACGCAACGAGCCCAUUUUCCCCGCCCUCAUCUACUCAUCUGCUAUGGCGUGGACGUUGGGGAUGGCAAGCCCCGCCGACAGCGAGCCGGAAAGUCGGACAGACGAGGAAGAGGCGGAGCCAAGCGGGGAGGGGGCGGCGGCGGAGAGACGGCACUCGCUGGAGAGAGAUGAGCAGGAGGAGCGAGGCGUGAAGCUAGGCCUCGGCGACUUCAUCUUCUACAGCGUCCUUGUGGGCAAAGCGUCGGCCAGCGGAGGCGACUGGAACACCACCAUCGCCUGCUUUGUUGCCAUCUUGAUUGGUCUGUGCAUGACACUGCUGCUGCUGGCCAUCUUCAAGAAGGCACUGCCGGCGUUGCCCAUUUCGAUUACCUUUGGACUCAUCUUCUACUUCUCCACAGACUUCCUGGUGCAGCCCUUCAUGGACCGCCUGUCCGCGCAUCAGUUUUACAUCUGAAGUAACUCACCACACUUUGACCUCAAAAAGCUGUUUUUCCAAAAGGAUUUUAGUGUUGCUUUGAGACGACGCUCACACCUUUAACUCAUUCACCGAUAGCCGUUUUCAUUGCAGUUCCCCAUAUUGACAGCUGUUGGACGGACCCACAGAAUUGAAUUGCAACCAAACAAAUCGAAGACGAUUUGCAAUCUGAAGAAUCCAAUUGCAUCCCAAACCGUAGAAUCUAAACCUAUUUGAAUCACAGCUUAAAGAAUUUAAAUCGCAACCGAAACAACUGAAUCACUAUCUAAAGAAUCCAAAUCGAAUCAACCUCAAUUGCAACCUAAGGAAUCUAAAUCAAAUCACAAGCUAAUAAUAGAAUUGAAUCUCAGCUUGGGGGCAGAUUCCACUUGCGAAUGGAAAUGUCCCGAUCCAGAUGGCAGUGAAUGAGUUAAAGUCGGCAUCGGCACGCUAGCUCGUGUUAGGGGGCGGGGCCUAAGACGCACAUGUCUGUAUGUUUUGACAUCACGGCCAAUAAAAGAGGACUCUUGGUACGAGA